AGAUCCGGCGACGGGGGGCGCGCGCACGACCUGAGCCAAGAGGGCAAGCGGCACCAAGCCAAGCAGGACCAGCUGGACGACCAGGCGGCCGAGUGGAUUUUCCGGGAAAACAACAAAGACCAGCCGCGCGGCACGAUCGACCUGCACGGCCUGUACGUCCGCGAAGCGCUGGAGCAGGUCGAGAAGGCCAUAUCCGGCGGGCAGCGCGCGGGGCUCGACGAGCUGCGCAUCAUCACGGGCAAGGGGAACCACUCUGUGAACCGGCAGGCCAAGAUCAAGCCUGCUGUCGCCGAGAUGAUGGACAAAUACAACCUCUCUGCCGAGAUCGACCCGCAUAAUUCGGGCGUGCUGGUUGUCGACCUGCAGGGGCGGCAGAUGGGGGGGCGCACGCGCGACGCCGGCGGCCUCGUGGACCGCAUGGGCGGGGACAAGGACGACUGUGUGAUUAUGUAG
This is a messenger RNA of Cutaneotrichosporon oleaginosum, 453 nucleotides long. RefSeq lists its product as uncharacterized. The record is from RefSeq and is a predicted model, not a curated record. NCBI's taxonomy places the organism in Eukaryota, Fungi, Basidiomycota, Tremellomycetes, Trichosporonales, Trichosporonaceae.